CGUCCUAAUUCCAAAAAUUACCUCUUGUAUUUAUGGCCGCGUUCUCUUGUCUUUGGAUCUUUCGACGGUUUUCCUUUUCCGGUUCUGCAUCAAAGCUGUAACCAUGCCGCUCGCUGUUGACUUGCUGCACCCAGCCCCCGCGUUGGAGAGGAGGAAACAUAAACUUAAGAGACUGGUGCCACAUCCUAACUCAUAUUUCAUGGAUGUAAAAUGCCCAGGCUGCUACAAAAUCACUACGGUAUUCAGUCAUGCACAGAGGGUGGUCGUCUGCGCGGGAUGCUCAACAAUCCUGUGCCAGCCCACCGGAGGUCGUGCUAGAUUAACCGAAGGAUGUUCGUUUAGGAGAAAGCAACAUUAAAAAUCCUGGAGAGAGAGCCCAAACCGUAAUUUAAGUUUUGCAUUUGAUUCCAAGAGUAUGAUGGAGUGAUUACAAAUUCAUUAAAUUAAUGGAUCCACUGAAGCAUUACAAAUAAAGGCUUUGUCAAAGGGA
This is a messenger RNA of Ostrinia nubilalis (European corn borer), 490 nucleotides long. RefSeq names its product small ribosomal subunit protein eS27 (gene RpS27). The transcript is spliced from 3 exons. Gene Ontology annotation, molecular function: structural constituent of ribosome; RNA binding. The coding region runs from base 104 to 358 and encodes 84 amino acids. Gene Ontology annotation, biological process: translation; ribosomal small subunit assembly. The record is from RefSeq and is a predicted model, not a curated record. Gene Ontology annotation, cellular component: ribosome; cytosolic small ribosomal subunit. NCBI's taxonomy places the organism in Eukaryota, Metazoa, Arthropoda, Insecta, Lepidoptera, Crambidae.